This is a messenger RNA of Nannospalax galili (Upper Galilee mountains blind mole rat), 2988 nucleotides long. RefSeq names its product GTPase, IMAP family member 8 (gene Gimap8). Gene Ontology annotation, molecular function: GTP binding. Lineage: Eukaryota; Metazoa; Chordata; Mammalia; Rodentia; Spalacidae. Gene Ontology annotation, cellular component: endoplasmic reticulum. The record is from RefSeq and is a predicted model, not a curated record. The transcript has 5 exons. Bases 78 to 2174 code for a protein of 698 amino acids.
GAAAACUGGUCAAUCCUCUACUGUUUUUACGCAGCUCCUGGCCUCAAGAUUCACCUUCCACUGGCCUGAAGACAGUGAUGGCUGCUUCUCCCAAGCCAAAAACAGACAGAUGUAGCCCGGUGGAGCACAGAGACUUUGUGACCUCAAGAGGCCAGGAGGCAGGACCGAGCACCAGCUGGAGCCAGGAGGGCGAGUCCAAGCAAGGCCAGUCACCGUCCGCACUGCGGCUGCUCCUGCUGGGGAAACGAGGAGCAGGGAAAAGUGCCACAGGAAACACCAUUCUGGGCAAAACUGUGUUUGAGUCCAAGUUCAGUGAGCAGACGGUGACCAAAGCAUGCCAGACCGAGAGCGCGAUCGUGGGAGGGAGGAUGGUCAUGGUCAUCGACACUCCGGACCUUUUCUCCUCCCUAGUCCCUGCUGACGUCAGGCAGCUCGGCCUGCAGCAGUGCUCACAGCUCUCGGACCCUGACCCCCAUGCGCUGCUCCUCAUCAUCCCCAUUGGCCACUACACAGCGAAGGACGAGGAGAUCAUUGAGGGCAUCCGGGUGAGGUUUGGGCCUGAAGCCUUCAGACACGUGGUUGUUGUCUUCACUCGGGAAGAUGAGCUGGGUGAGGACUCGCUGCAGGAUUACAUAGAAAGUACUAACUCUCUUAAGGCCUUGGUUCAAAGAGUUGAGGGCAGAUACUGUGCGUUCAACAACAAGGUAGACCAGAAGCACCAGGACUCCGUGUCCCAGCUCCUUCAUGUGAUUGAGCGUCUGAUGGAGAAAAGUCCUGGACCAUAUUUUAUGAGGAUUACAAUGGACAGCAGCAGAUUCCAGGAUGAUGGGAAUGGAGCCGCACAACAAGAAGGGAACAGCCUACAUGGUCUGAAGAAGAGACAGCUUCAAACCUCAGGACCUGAGCAGGACCAGGAGAUACCAGAACUGAGGGUCCUCCUCAUAGGGAAGCGUGGUGUUGGGAAAAGUGCAGCAGGAAACAAAAUCCUGGGGAAGCGGGCCUUUAAGACUGAUUUCAGUGAGCAGCCAGUAACUCAGACCUUUCAGUCUGAGAGCAGGGUCUGGAAAGGGAAGAAAGUUCUGAUCAUUGAUUCUCCAGACAUUUUGUCGUGGAAGGAUUCUGACUCUAGGCUUAAGGAGCACACCUCUACAGGUCCCCAUGCCUUCCUGCUGGUGACACCACUGAGUUCUUUGCUGAAGACCCAUAAUGAGAUAUCCAGCAUCAUCAAAAGACGUUUUGGAGAAGAAUUCACUAAAUACACUAUCAUUCUGUUUACCAGAAAAGAAGAUUUUGUGGCUCAGGACCUAGAUACAUUAAUAGAAGAAAAUAAUAUCUGUGAUAUCACUCAGAAAUAUGGAAAUAGACACACUGCCUUCAACUACCAGGCUACCAUGGAGGAGGAGCAGAGCCAGGUGGACAAGCUCCUGGGGGACAUUGAGCGCAUGGUGAAGCACAACGGCAGCAAGGCUUGUGCCUUCAGAGAACUUUUGAACAUCAUCCUCGUGGGAAGAAGUGGGACAGGAAAGAGUGCGACUGGGAACACUAUCCUGGGGAGACCUGCCUUCGUCUCUCAACUCCGAGCCCAGCCAGUCACCCAGAGAUGCCAGAGUGGCAGGAAGAUCGUGGAUGGGCAGGAGAUUGUGGUUGUGGACACUCCAUCAUUCCUCCAGAUGCCUGGGGUUCAAAAUCAUUCUUCCUGGGUUCAGGAGGAGGUGGAACGCUGUAAUUCCCUGUGUACAGGAGGAAUGAAUAUUUUUGUCCUGGUCGUCCAGCUAGGACGGUUCACUCAACAAGAUGAAAUGGCAGUGAAGCAACUGGAAUCCCUUUUUGGGAACAAAAUUUUGAAAUCUGCAAUUGUGCUUUUUACACGGAGGGAAGAUCUUGGGGAUGGAAACCUUAGAAAUUACAUUGAAGACGUGAAGAACAAGCCCCUUCAAAGUAUACUCGAAAAGUGUCAGAAGAGAGCCUGUGCUUUUAACAACAAAGGUAAUGAUCUAGAUCAGGAAAAUGAUGUGAAAACUCUUUUGAGAUUAGCCAACGAUCUGGUAAAGAGCCAUGAUGGAUGCGAACAUUCCCGUACAUGGGGGUAUGUCAGCAAUCCCAGCAAAAUUCUAGGGUACGUUAAAGAUAAGAUCAAGGAGGGAGUUGAAAGGUCUAGGAUCUCUUCAAGAUAGGGACACCUGAUACCAGACAGAGGCAGAGGUGGGGGAGGUGGAAGGGCUGGUAGGAUGAGCCGUCUCACAGAAGGUCUUUGGCUGUGAUAGUCAAGAGGCAAGUGCAUCAACCCAUGUUGACAACAAAACCCAUGUUGACAGUGUUUAUUUAGCUAAAUAAUUGUCAAGCAGAGCCAGUUAGUAGGGAAUUAUAUAGGAGAGAGGGAACAAGCUAGAUGAAUGUAAAUAUCAAACUGAUAUCAAGGGUCAAAGUCAAAUCUCCAGAAUCAUCACUUCACCAAUGAAGGUAGGAUGAAGCCAGAACUGACACUGUGACCAAGGCUCGGGCCUGCAGAGUGUCACACUAUAGACAGUGCCUUGAAAACCAGAGGAUCCAGAAGCAUACAGAGAGGUGCAAGCCCAGUAUGAUUCUGGGUCUACCAGAAAGUGGACGUGGAGCAACAUUCCGACUCCACUCUGUCUUUUGUCUCAGCUUCAAUGACAUGAAACUUGCUUAUUGGUUUCAAGGUGGUGGUGUUGUGUGCAUGGCUAAGCAGAUCUACCGGAAGUUGCUUGAGGUGGGCAAUGUGGAGCCUUCUCCAAGGUGAAUAGAAAGCCAGGUGUUUUUAAUAACAGCAACUUUGUAUGUGCUUUGAAGAUGGGAUCUAUGUCAUCUAUAUUUUUACCCUGAUAGUAUUAGUUAUCAUCAGGAUUAACAUAUUUUAUGAGAAAGGGCUGUCACCACUAACACUUGUGAUGCUACCUUGUUCUUAGCCAAUAGGCUAUACAAUGAUCCUACUGCCUUUGAGUGCCACAUGCUUCUUAACACAGUACC